Letharia lupina is the source of this 921-nucleotide messenger RNA. RefSeq lists its product as uncharacterized. Bases 1 to 921 code for a protein of 306 amino acids. The transcript is spliced from 2 exons. The record is from RefSeq and is a predicted model, not a curated record. NCBI's taxonomy places the organism in Eukaryota, Fungi, Ascomycota, Lecanoromycetes, Lecanorales, Parmeliaceae. Gene Ontology annotation, molecular function: oxidoreductase activity.
AUGGCAUCUACAAUCACCGCCCCAUCAACCACUGCACCCCAUCUUCUGAGCAACAAUGACCACGAAGUCCAGACGAGCCAGUCGACCCCGAAAGGACCUGAGGCCCACGACGUAGUCGCGGAUUUCCACUACUACAAAGACCCCGGCGAUGGCAGUCUCCCAGCACCGAGCUACGUCGGCAGACCGGAGACAUACGAGCGACCGGCCGAGACGAGAACGAUGGUCGUGCACGACAUUCGUGGAGAAGAGGACAAGUACAGCUUGGACAAGACGGGGUUCCAGAUCUAUAGACAUGUCAGUCAGGAGAGCGCGUUUGAGGAUGAGGCGGAAAUCGAGAGGGUUUACUACCCGGAAAUCGAAGAGAUUUUGAAGUCUGCCACCGGCGCCUCCGAAAUCUUCAUCUUCGACCAUACCAUCCGCCGCCAAUCCUCCGACCAGCGCAUCACCGACGCGGCCAAAGCCCUCCGCGGCCCCGUCCAACGCGUCCACAUCGACCAAUCCUACAAAGCCGGCCCCGAGCGCGUCCAGCACCACUUCCCCGCCGACGCCGAGCGCCUCCUCAAAGGCCGCUACCAGAUCAUCAACGUCUGGCGUCCCAUCAAGACCAUCCGCAAAGACCCGCUCGGCGUCGCGGACGCCACGUCCGUGCCCGAAGAGGACCUUUUGCCCGUGCAGCUGAUCUAUCCGGAUCGUGUCGGGGAGACUUUUACGGUUCGUCCGAGUGCGCGUCAUCGCUGGUUUUACCUAAAGGAGCAGACGCCGCGGGAGGUGAUGUUGAUUAAGUGUUUUGAUUCUAAGCUGGAUGGGAGGGCUAGGAGGGCGCCGCAUAGCGCGUUUGUGGAUCAGGGGGCUGAGGGUGAGAGUCCUAGGGAGAGUAUCGAGGUUAGAGCGUUGGUCUUCCAUCCGGAUGAUGUUGAGUGA